This is a messenger RNA of Porites lobata, 306 nucleotides long. The record is from the annotation of a GenBank genome assembly. Lineage: Eukaryota; Metazoa; Cnidaria; Anthozoa; Scleractinia; Poritidae.
AUGAGCGCUUUCCUGAGUCUCACUGAACAACAAAAGAAAGCUUUGUUCGCCGCGUUGAGUCGAAAGGAUGUGUUCACCAUUUUAUCAACCGGACAUGGAAAGUAUAUAAUAUUUCAGUCGUUACCUGAUGUUUGCAAGUACCUUUCCUUAAGAGGCUACUCAUACCCUCGCCAGCAUGCAAUAAUUUUGGUUGUCUGUCCUCUCAAGGCUCUUGUGGACUCGCAUAUCCGCGAACUGCGAAACCGUGGCGUCUCAGCAACCAGUUUGAGCAGUCCAGACGUUGACGACCAGAAUCUCGUGUCUCGA